This is a messenger RNA of Closterium sp. NIES-65, 9435 nucleotides long. The record is from the annotation of a GenBank genome assembly. Lineage: Eukaryota; Viridiplantae; Streptophyta; Zygnematophyceae; Desmidiales; Closteriaceae.
AUGACGAUUCCCCCGCGAACGACUCUCAAAGAGUAUCUCGAUAAGAUCACGGACCCGCUAGAAGCGGAGCUGCGGACUCGCUACUGGCUGCCACACAUCACGGAUAUUGAUCCCGAUUCACCGUCGUUCUACUCAACGUUUUGCACAAAGACAAGCUGUCCGCUGCUCCCCCUGGAUAAAGGCGCGUCGUUCGUGGACCACGACACGCACGAGCUGGGCACCACAUCGCUCUUCGUGCACGACAACGACAAAGUGCUGCUCAAGACCGUGAAGUACUCACACCCCAUGACGGCCGAUGCCUCGUCGGAGGAGGAUUGCCAGUUCGUGCAGCACUGGCUGGUGCGAGCGGGGGCGAGGCCGCGCAUCUACUUCAAGCCACAGGACGUGCGCGCUGCUGUCGUGACGUGCGGAGGGCUCUGCCCUGGGCUCAAUGACGUCAUCCGCCAGGUGGUGAUGACACUUAACACGUAUGGAGUGAGUGACAUUCGGGGUAUCAAGUAUGGCUUUCGGGGCUUCUUCGAUUCCUCCCUGCACAUUCCGCUGAACCGAGCGGUGGUGGACAAUAUUCACCUCAUGGGCGGGUCGUUCCUGGGAGUGUCGCGAGGGGGCUCCAACAGCCUUGAUAUCGUUGACUCCAUUCAGAAGGAGGGGAUCAACAUGCUGUUUGUGAUUGGUGGAAACGGCACCCAUGCCGGAGCUCUGGCCAUUCACAAGGAGUGCUACAAGCGCGGGAUGAAGGUGGCGGUGGUGGGGGUGCCCAAGACCAUUGACAACGACAUUCUGCUGCUGGACCAGACGUUUGGCUUCGACACGGCUGUGGAGGAGGCUCAGAGGGCGCUGCACGCCGCGUAUGUGGAGGCGUCCAGCGCGUACAGGGGCAUCGGCAUUGUGAAGCUGAUGGGGCGGCAGAGUGGCUUCAUUGCCAUGCACUCGUCGCUCGCCAGUGGGCAGGUCGACAUGGCGCUUAUCCCCGAGGUGCCGUUCUGUCUGGAGGGCCCCAACGGGGUGCUGCAGCAUUUGGAGUAUCUCCUGGGCCGCCAGGGCCACGCCAUCAUCUGCGUCGCCGAGGGCGCAGGCCAGGACCUGGUGCAAGGGGAGGGCGGCACGGAUGCGUCAGGAAAUCCAAUCCUGUCGGACAUUGGGGUCUUUCUCUUGAAGCAGGUGCGGCGUCAUUUCAAGUCCAUCGGACGGCCAGCAGACGUGAAGUACAUCGAUCCGACGUACAUGAUCCGUGCGUGCCGCGCGAACGCGUCGGACAGCGUCAUGUGCGCAGUGCUGGGGCAGAACGCCGUUCACGGCGCGUUCGCCGGCUACAGCGGCAUCACCGUGGGGUUGGUCAACUCGCACUACGCGUAUAUCCCGAUCCCCGAAGUUAUCAGGCACGCGCGGCCCGUGGAUCCUAACGGUCGCAUGUGGCACCGGUGUCUCACGGCCACUGGUCAGCCGGAUUUUAUUCGGAUACUCUCUACUUCUAUCUUCUGGCACACAACGAGUAAGAUGCUCUCGUUAGCCGACAUUAUGAUGGUCGUUCCUCCUUCUCCAACCCCAGCCAAAAUCCCUCGACGGAGUUCCUACUUCUGGAAAGUCAGCACAGUGGUUCUGCUGGCCAUAUGUGGCCUAUCGCUGUGCAUUAAAUCCAUAUCACACACCGCAUCCUCGUUCGACCUAUUCGCGUCGCUAUCCAUAGAAGCUGUUCCCAUCGAUUCCCCAUACACUCCCUCGUCUUCUCCCCACUCCUCCUCGUCCUCCUCCUCGUCCUCCUCGCCGUCGUCCUCCUCCUCGACUUCUUCGCCGCCCCGCUCACUCGCUUCCGAGGAAAGCGAGGAGGAGAAGGCAGCUGUGCGGAAGGCGCAAAGGGAAGCAGAUUCGAGGGAGUUAGAAAAAUGUCCCGCGAUCCCGGACGUAGAAUAUGGCGACUUGGAGCGGUUCGGUCAACAUUAUCCCAACCCUCUUAAUUACAGCCGAGGAGAAUGCCUGUGCAAACCCGUGCACAAUUUCGUCGUCCUUUCCAUGCAGCGGUCCGGCAGCGGGUGGUUCGAAACGUUCUUAAACUCCCACCCAAACAUUAGUAGCCACGGCGAGAUAUUCAUAGUCAGGCCACGGCGCGAAAACGCGUCGGCAGUCGCGGAGACGCUUGACCGCGUGUACAACCUGGAUUGGUCGAACAGCGCCGCGAAGAACUCGUGCACGAGCGCCGUCGGAUUCAAAUGGAUGCUCAACCAGGGCGCGAUGGAGUUCAGUAGUGACGUGGCAGAGUACUUCAAGAAGCACCACGUGUCAGUCAUCCUGCUUAUCAGGAAGAACGUGCUGCGGCGGCUGAUUUCCAUCCUGGCGAACGCGUACGAUCGCAAGACGCAGCUAGUGGGAGUGCACAAGUCGCACACGCAUAGCAAAGAAGAGGCGGAGAAGCUGGCGACGUUUCGGCCGAACGUGAACGCGAAGCACCUGGAGGGCAACCUGCAGCGCGUGCAGGAGAUGGUGGACGACGCGCUGAGAGCGUUCAAUGGCACCAGACGGAUGCUCGUGUACUACGAGGACGUUGUCAAGAACAAAACGAUCCUAGAGAAUGUGCAGCGCUUCUUAGGAGUGCCAGCACAGGAGCUGACGAGCAAGCAGGUGAAGAUCCACACGCGACCGCUGAGGGAGUCCAUUGAGAACUACGACGCCGUGGCUGCGAAGCUCAAAGGCACCGAGUUUGAGAAAUUCCUAGAGGAUGAGAGCUAUGGCAUCAAGCAACCGGAUCAGUUCAUACCAGUCAAGGCAGUCUACGUGGCAAGAAGUCUGGACGUGAGGGGGCUGGCAGGUCCCAGUGGGUUCGGGGGCAUGCAGCUGCUGCCCGCCAAGAACAAUGUCAUCAUCCGCUUCCCCAACCGCUCCCUGCCUCUUCCCCUCCAUGCAGCACUCUCCAAACCCGGCAUGGAGGCAUGUGUGCCAGCGCCCGAGCACUACAUGGUGGCAUUCCACUACGGCUCCGUGGGCAUGGAAGCGUGUGUACCAGCGCCAGAGCGCUACAUGGUGGCAUUCCACUACGGCUCCGUGGUGUUCUUCAACUUUGACCGCACAGAGGAGGCGCUCGCCCUCGAUAUAGUCACGCAGCACUGCACUGGGGCGUUCAAGGAGGCACACAGCGACGCCCAGGCGGGUCGCAAGGGGUGGAGUGAGGGCGGGCAUGACUGCGUGGCGGUGAGGCAGCUGAGUCGAAAUCUCCUUUUACUGUCUUCCCUGUGUGUUCCCCUCUGCGCUGCCCCCCAUGCUCUCCCAUUCCCACACCACACAGAGUACAGUGUGAUCGCUCGGGCUGGUCUAAAAGGAUGGAGCGAGGGGGGGCAUGACUACGUGGCGGUGCGGCAGCUGGACGUGAACAACAUUCGAGUCAUCUCCAGCAUCCUCGGGCAGAGCGUGGCACUUGAUCACUAUGCACGCAAGGUGGACGAGAUGGUGAACACGUUCAGUGAGCUGAAUCGGGGCAUGGAGCAGAGCGGAACCUUCACCAUGACUCGCAAGAAGCUCUUCCAGCUUGUUGCCGCCGCCAACACCACCCUGGCUGACGUCAUCCUCAGAAUAGGGCUGCUGGAGAGAUCUGACACAGCGUGGCGGCAUGCGGAGUACUCCAAAAUCUGGGAGUUCCUGCGGGACGACUUUGAGCUCGACGAGCGCUUUGAGAGCCUCGACUUCAAGCUCAACAUCAUCCAGUUUCCUGCCGUCCCUGGUUACCACCCGCCCAUUCUUUGGAAACAGCUGCUCUUCUCCCUCCUGCUGCACCGUGAUUUCAGAGCCGCCUCACAAGUCACCUUGUUCUCUGUUCCCCGACUCUCCCAACCUCUCCCUCCUUCCCAUGCAGCCUCGCUUGCUGUCUGCGCCCUUUCCCACCUCCACUCAUUCUCUUCCUCUUCCUCUUCCUCUUCCUCCUCCGCCUCCUCCUCCUCCUCCUCGUUCGCCUGGGCGCCAUUCCUCCACCUGCUGAUUCACCUGAAGGCGGGCCAGCGCCGCGCACUGCCCAUGAUGCACGAGGGGGUGGGCAUGCAGCCGGAGGUGCCCGAGGCAGAAGCACUGAGGCAGCAAUACGAGGGCGAGUACACGGCAUGGCAACAAGCCACUGUCAAGAAGGCACCAGCAUACAAGUCCCGCCGCAAGCCCAAGCCCAGCCCGUCCCAGCACGACCACAAUGCUCAGAACCCCACAGGGAUUGCUGGGAGUGCCGUGACUCAGGAGGAGUUUCUUGGUGCUGUCACCACUGCCCUCGUCUCUGCCAUCCCCCUGCCCUCCGCCGCCCUCCAUGCCACCACCAACCCCUCUGCGACACCCACUCGCGCUGAAAGGCAGUGCAGUGCGAGCGAUUAUUCUGCUGGUGCCCGUACGUGCUCAGGGGAUGAGACGCAGGGAGGAAUGGAGGAGGAUGGGGAGGAGGGAGGGGAGGGGGAUGGGAGGUAUGAGCUGGCGUUUGUGCCUCUCAUGCACCUGCUGGGGCGAGCAGGGAGAGGAUCCGUUGCAGAUAUAGUGCUGGCGGAUGAAGGGGUUGAGACAAAUGGGACGGAGACUGGGAGUGGGCAGAAGGGAGGGGAUGGGAAUGGGGAUGCGGAUGGGGAUGGGGAUGGGGAUGCUGAUGCGGAGGUUGAUGCGCCGAACGUGCAGUGGGAGGUGGUGGGGGGGUCGAUUCGUGUGGUUGCGACGCAGCCCAUUGCCAACGACGCGCCUCUGCUGCUGCCGCUGGAUGGCGGGCUGUCGGGUCAUUUCAGAGAGGCGCAGAAGGCCAGAGAGAGGAGGAUGAAGGCGAGGAGGCAGAGGAGGAGCGAAGAGAAGGACGGGCAGAGGAGAGAGCAGGCCGAGGAAACAGACAAGCAGCAGCAGCAGCAGCAGGGAGAGGGAAAGGAAAAGGAGGAGGAGGAGAUGGAAGAUGCUGGGGAGGAAGGGUACUUAGAGCAGCGUUGGGCAAGGGAAAGCAACAGGUGGCAGGGAGCAGGAGCAGGACAGGUGGGCAAGGAAAAACAACAGUUGCAGCUCCACAAGAGAAAUACAUUGAAGCUUCCCCAGCCAUCACUGAUCCACGCCACACCUCUCUCUAAUACCGAUGCAUUCACCUACUUUGGUGUCGCCCCCAAAUCGCUCUUCCUCGCCCAGUUCCCCCUCUUCGACUCCCCUCUUGCUGUCCUGCAAGCCGCUGCCACGCAAGUGCCGCCUGAUUUUGAUCCUGAUGCAAUCGAAUCCCAGCUCAAGAUUGCAGAGAUCGGCGCGAAGAUUCUCCGGGCGGUGCGGAGGGUGAAGAGGAGGGUGGUUAAGGCGGUGGUGUGGGGGAGCAGGGAGGAGAGGGAGAGGCUUGGAGUGAGGGAGGAGAUUGUGGAGAAAGUGAGAGUGUGGGAGAUGAGGCGGGAGACGAGGGAGAGGAUGGGGUUGGAGAAGACACAGGGAGGAGGAGGGAGCGAGGAGGUGGGUGUGCGAGGAGAAGAAGGGGAGGAGGAAGGUGGGGAAGGGGAGGAUAGGGAGGAUGGGGAGGAGGGGCAGGGAGGGCAAGGGGGGCAGGGAGGGGUGGAUGUGUCAUGGUUGGAAGGGCCGGCGCUGCAUGUGUACUCGCUGGGGCUCAUGGACCCCGAGAUGGUGGCUUACCUCACUGCCUUCACCUACUUCUUCGCCACUAAGGAGGAGCCGCACUACAGCUUCUUUGCUCGAGUGAGCGUGGCCUAUGCGUGGAACCUCGACGGCAAAACCACCUGCACGCACAUGCCCCUCAUCUCCUCCUCCUUCCCCUCAUCCUCCUCAUCAUCCUCCUCCUCCAACCACUCCUCCAACCCCCUCCACAUCUCCCUCGCCGAGUUUCCCCAGCGGGACCACCUGCUCUCCGCCCUCACGCCCGUGCUGAGGCUGGUGGCGAGCACGCUAAGAGAGCUGGUGGAGGCGCACUUAGCUAAGUACCAGGGCUCGGUGCAGGAGGACGCCAUGUCGCUGUAUUACGUGCCCUUCUGCCGCGUGUGGCAGCGUGCUGGAGUGAAGCAGCCCGAAAAGAUUGUCAAGAUCUGCGAGCCGUGGAUGAUGACGGGAUUGGAGGAGGUGGAGCACGUGGUGCAGCGCCACCUCAACCAAAAGCAGCUGCUCGUGGAGGCCUCUGAUUGGCUGCUGCUCUCCUGCGACCCACGCUACGACCUGCACCUGGGGGAAACAAGGAGCUGGGCGGCAGGGGAGGCAGAGGGAGCGGGGGAGGGUGUCGAGGGGGAGGGUGAGGAAGGGAGGGAAGGGAAGGAGGCGAAGGGAGGGGAAGGGGAGGUGGAGCAGAAGAGGGGAGGAGGAGGGGGUGUGGUGGAAGAGGAGGGAGGGGAGGCAGGGGAGGUGGAGGAUGAUGAGGAGAGGAAGCUGAGGGCGUUUAUAAAGUGGGUGCAGCAGAGAGGCAUCAAGGAGUAUGGCACGGAUGAAUCACCUCUCAAGUUUCAUUUCUAUGACCAUCGUGACGUGGCACCCUCCUUGACUAACACCUCAGAUCCCUCUGCUGCCACCAACGCCUCUGCCAAGCCACAUGUCAGGCGGCGGAUGAGCAUGGUGGCGGGGCGGGACGUGCACGAGGGGGAGGUGCUGCUCGCUUCUGAUUCCUGUCAUUGCUGCUAUUCCCAUCAAUCACCCGCUUUGCUUCCCUCUGCCUCUACUGUCUCCUCACGUCACGCUAGGCGGCAGAUGAGCAUGGUGGCAGGGCGGGACGUGCACGAGGGGGAGCUGAUUUCUGAUUUUUGGCGUGCAGGAGGGGGAGCUGAUUUCCAUUAUCUCUCCACCUCUCUGUCUCCUACCAUGUCGUGCCACGCCAGGCGGCAGAUGAGCAUGGUGGCGGGGCGGGACGUGCACGAGGGGGAGGUGCUGCUCACCAUUCCGCAGUCGCUGUGGAUCACAGCAGAGGUCGCAGCAGAGGAGAUGCCGCCCCACACAGGGCCGGUGAACACCCAGGUGGCCAUGGUGGCGUGGCUGCUGCGGGAGAAGGCACGGGGGAGGCAGUCGGAGUGGUGGCCCUACAUUGACAUCCUGCCGCCCUAUGUGCCACUGCCCCACCGCUUCCGUAACGACUCCCUGGACGAGGCUCAGUCCGACCUCCUCAAGCUACUGGUCCACCAACAAAGGGAGGUGGCCCUGAUGGAGUACAAGCAGGUGCGGCCGCCUGCCAUGGCGUUUGCAUCAUUCGACGACUACAUGUGGGCGCACUCCAUCCUCGACUCGCGCGCCUUCUCCGUCCCCAUCAAGGAGCUCUCUGGCCUCGACCUUGAAGUCGCCGCCGCGGGGGAAUCUCAGGACUUGAGAGGCGGGAGUGAGGGGGAUGAGAAGGAGAAGAGGAGGAGGGCGAGGGAGCGGCGGAGGGCGAUGGCGAACGCACCGGGGGAGCUGGUGGAGGCGGUGAACGAGGCGGUGGGGGUGCUGCACGAGUCGCCCCGCCGUGUGGUGCGCGGCGUGGGCAUGGCGCUUAUUACUGCGGCCGAGCUGCUGGACCACCAAAUCAACUCCUCCAUUCAGUACAACAUAACACAUCAAUUUGAGUACAUAGCCAUGGUCAACGUCUCAGCAGGAUCGGAGCUCGCCACAUCGUACGGCCCCAAGACCAACGACCAGCUGCUCGCCACCUACGGCUUCGUUCUCGAUGCCAACCCCUUCGAUGGCGCACCCCUCUUUGAGAACCUGACUGAGGCCGUGGGUGUGGUGGCGGCGCUGCUGGCGAAUGGUGGGCGCGGAGUAGGGGGUAGGAGAGGGGAAGGGAGCGGGAAAGAAGGGGAGGGUGACGGUGGUGUGGUGGUUGGCGUGCUAGCAAGUGAAGGGGCGAGGGAGUUGGAGGAGAUUGGGGGAGAAGGGGAGAGGAAAAGGGAGAGUGAGGUGUAUUCGGGGGAGGUGUAUCCGGGGGAGGUGGAGCUGAAGAGGGCUCUGGAGGAGAUCUGGCUGACUGAAGAGCCGCCGGCUGCACAGGCAGCUGACGGUGCUGAUGGCAAGGCUCUAUACCGCGAUCUGCUGAGGGUGGCAGCAAAAGCAGUAGCAGCGGUGGUGGCGGAGGGAGAGGAUGGGAACUACACUGACGUGCUCAAAAUGCCCCAGUAUAACCUCAAGCAGCGCGUGAACGAGGCCGCGUGGAAGCGAGUGGGCAGGCGCAGCAAGGGGGAGAGGAGGAGGACGGGAGCCUCUGGGAGCGGCGGCGGUGGUGGUGCUUCUGGUGUUGCUGGUUCUGACGGUGGGCGUGGGGGUGAUGGUGUGGAGGGAGAGAGUGGGGACGAUGGGGAGGAUGAAGAGGUAGAGGGGAGGAAGAAAGAUGAGAAGGAGAGGAUGGCUGAAGAGCAGGAGGUGGCGGUGUGGGCGUAUGGGGUAGUGGAGCCCACUCUCCUGGCGUCACUAGCAGCCAUGUGGCACGUCGUGCACUACGAGCAAGGUGCGUACGUGGGCCUACGCACCCAGCUGGCGUCACUAGCAGCUAUGUGGCGCAUCAUGCACUGCGAGCAAGGUGUGGGCAUGCCUGGUCAAGAGUGCUGGCCCCUGUGCUGUACGGUUGGGGCGUCUCUUCCAACAACAGGACCUGCCUGCACUCCCUGCCACGCAGCUCGCCUUUGUCCUUCCUUCCCCCUUCCUCUCCUCCCCCUUUCCCCACCAGAGCCCAACUAUGCUCAGCUGGUGCUUGAGCCCAACUAUUCUCAGCUGACGCUGGGCUGUGUGCUGUACGGUUGGGGCGUUUCUUCCAACAACAGGACCUCCUGGCACCUCCUGCCUAUCAAUCUGCCUUUUCCCAUCCCUCCCAUGCCCCCCUCCCUUUUUUCCCCACCAGAGCCCAACUAUGCUCAGCUGGCGCUGGGCUGUGUGCUGUACGGUUGGGGCGUCUCUUCCAACAACAGGACCUGCCUGCACCUCCUGCCAAACUACUCCACCCUUAUGCCUGCUGUGGUCGCCGCGGCCGACACCAUUCAUCUUCUAGCAGAGUACCGUCUGGCUCGGUACCCCACCACCAUGGAAGAGGACAACACUGUGCUUCGGAAGCUGCAGUCCUGCCAAGCCUGGGGCAAAGGCUUGGCGGGAGGCUCGGCAGGAGAAGGAACAGCAGGGACGGGAUUAUCCGGGGAGGGUUCGAAAUCCGGAAAGGAGGAGAGGGAGAACAGGGAGGAUCGGAAGGUCGAGGAAAAGGGCAAGGGGGGAACGGAGGACAAAGUAGAGGACAGAGAAGAGGGCAAAGAGGCGAGGGGAAAGGAGGAGUUUCAUGCGUGGUGUGUGCCUAUCUUACCAGUGGUGGAGGAGCGGAUGGUGCUGGUGAGGUACCGCCGGCACAAGAAGAAAGUGUUGCAAUCCGUGGCAUCCCGCCUCCACCGCACCUGCGUGCUCCCCUCCCUCACUGCUGCUCGUGCUGCUCCCCCCGGUGCUGGUCACGGUGCUGGUGGCUCGGACCGCACUGAUUCGCCUGAAGCUGAUCCAGCCGAAGCUGUGGUUGGGGAGAUUGCGUAG